GGGGAUGCCGUUCAUCAUUGAGUUAGAUAUAAUGGAAAAUUGUGUUGUCGCAUAGAUAGUGUUAAUGAAUGAAAAUGUACGACCAUGGACACUAGCUUGUUAUACAGACAGAUUCCAGUGAGAAGGUAGCCUAAGUACUCAGAGGGGGCGGGGGAUGCGGGCGAUGGACACCCGACAGUCCCUAGUCUCACGUGCUAAGGCGGAGACUAGAUCCCCAACACACAUCGCUGCCGACUCGCGUGCUCACACAGGACGUCCGACACGGAGAAAAACUUUCCUUACUUCAAAUUUUCUACUGGAGUUUUUUUGCGUACGAUGUAAGGGAGAUGGCCGGAACAAGCUCUGACUGGGUGGAAAUCCUGGAGCCCCGCUCUCGAGAGCACAUGUACGUGAACCUGGCCACGGGUGAGUGCGGCUGGGAGCCGCCGACUGGCGCCCCCGUUCGGCAGUCUGACGGCAACCAAUGGUGGGAGCUGUUCGACACGCAGAGCAGCCGCUUCUACUACUAUAACGCCUCCGACCGCCUGACCGUCUGGCACCGGCCGCAGGGUGCCGACAUCGUGCCUCUGUCCCAGCUGCAGGCCAUUAAGCGCUGCAGCGAGGUGCAGAGAGGGGGGCCGGUGGGUGCCCUCACAGCCGCCAACGGAGCGGGCGCCGCCAACGGAGGGGGUACGGGGACCAGGGAGAGACUUCAGGCCCAAGGAGGAGGCACCCUGGGCAGCCAGGGGAGACACACCCCGCUGCCUCCUCCGGAGCCCUACCCGAAAGAGGGAGGUGGAGGAGGAGAGGAGGGAGAGAGGGAGAGCAGGAGGAGCAACGAGGGUACAAGUGAAAGGCAGCAGGGGGAUGGCAGCACGGAGAGUGAUGGCAAAGACAGUUUGAGAGAGUCUGCUCAGAGAUGGCAGCCCCCGCCUGGUUCUAAGGCAGCCAUGUUGGUGAAGGUGAACAGCAUGAGCAGAGCCCCGUCAGCAGCCGCAGCGGCGGCAGCAUCAGCCAGCCAGCACCAGCACAGUGGACCCCACGGCAAGCUCAACGGCCACUCCGCCUGCACCCUCAACCCCUCAAGCAACGGCAAGUCCGGCGCCACCUACAUCUGCGCGGCGCAGGCCUACAAGACCACGCCGGCGGGCAGCAAGAUGGCGGCGGACGCGCGACAGGCCCACCACCUGCGCAAGGCUAGCAACGGCAGCUUCUGCCUGGUGCCGUCGUCGCCAGGCGAGCUGGCGUCCAGCCCCGGGUCACAACAGCGGCUGCCACCACAGCAGUGCAGCACGCCUCGUCCCGUCUCCCCGCAGUACGCCUCCACGGCGACAGCGUGUCUCUACGACGACCCUAACACCUCCGAGUGCCCCAUCUACGACGAGCCGCCCGAUAUGGCCAUGGAGGUGGAGGGAGCGCAGCUGAUGAACGGCACCGGUCCUCGGCAACAACACCACCACCACCACCACCACCAUCACCCCCACCACUCCCACGGCCACCAGCACCAGCACCCCCACUCUCAUAGCCUGCAGAAGCCCAAGCUCCUCCAGCCCCCGGCCCCAGGCCACACUGGCUCCCACCACAGGAGGAGCCCCUCGUCCUCAGACUACAGCCCCGCCGGCCUCGAGUGCAUCAAGCACAUGGUCAACGUGGACCCCAAGCAGCAGCAGGGCAGCCUACUGUCCUCCCCGUUGCCAGGGCCCUCGUCUCUCUCCCCAUCCCCGAUAUCCACGCCUGACGGCCUGCUCCCCCCCCACCACCACCUCCACCACCACGGGGGACCGCGGCCCCAGGCCAAGGACGGCGGCCCCGGCACCGGCGUUCUGAGCGUCAGCCUGGAGAAGAAGCAGCAGUCGUGGCGGGCCCUGGAGGCCAGCGUGCUGCGCGCCAUGGAGGCGCACCACAGCCGGCAGAGCAGCCAGGCCUCACAGGACUUCGGCAGCCCCCCGCCGCCGCCUCCUCCGCCCCCCGCGGGCCCCGGAGGCUACCAGGACUCGGGUUACUCCACGGGCCCGUCGCCCAGCCUGCGGAGGAAGAGCCGGCGGCGGGUCACGGGCGGUCCCGGUGGCGGGCGACCGGGCUCGAUUGGCAGCAGCGGUGAGCUGAACGCGCUCAACGAGCGGCUGAUGGCAGAGAUGCGUGAGGUGGUGGGCCGCUCCAACACCAUGAGGGAGACGCGGGCCAUGGCGGCCGCGGCGGCAGCAGGGCUGGACUCUGAGAUGGCUGAGGGAUGCCUGACCGGCCCCCCGCACUGCCAUUCGCCGCUCAGCUCUCCGCGCAGGUACGGGAGAGGGCCGCGCUGCUCGUCUCGCGAGGACCUCGCCUCCUCAUCCUCCGCCGCCACCAUUGCCAUCGGAGGGAGCCGUUCACUCGGCCGAGGAGGUCACCAUGGCAACCUGGGCAACCUGGCCAGCCUGGACUUCUCCGGGCGACAGAAGCGCACCUAUGAGAAAGUGGACACACUGGAGAAGAGCAUCAACAGCCAGAUGAGCCUGUCCUCACCUGAGACUGUCGGACCGCCUUCUCAGGCGGGGACUCUUGACUCGAAGGUCCAGCUUGAGAGCAGGAAGAAGGGGAUGGUGGAGGGGCGGACAGGCUCCCUGGGCCCCCACAGGCCUCUCCCCGGGGACGGCAGCUCUCGGUGCCCCCCUGGCGGAGGUGUCAGAGGAGGAGCAGGGGGCAUAUCCGGCGGCGCCGUGGGCUACCAGCUGGCCUACGCCACCCUGCGCCAGCCUCCACCGUCGGCCGAUGCCGACAUGGCCGACUGGGCGAGCAAGCACCUGAACCUGCACACGCAGGGUCUGUUCCGUCGGCGCGUCUCCAUCGCCAACAUGCUCUCGUGGAACCGCGGCUCCAUCAAGAAGCCCAUGCUGGUCACCAGCGACCGCGUGGUGCGCAAGGAGGCCUGCGAGAUGUUCAAGCUGGUCCAGGCCUACAUGGGUGACCGGCCCUCCCGCCUGGACCGCCGGCACGCCGCCCUGCUCGUGGUCACCAAGUGCUGGGCCAUGCAAGGGCUGCGCGACGAGCUUUACGUGCAGCUGGUGCGGCAGACCACCGGCAACCUGAGCCCGCGCAGCCUGGCCGCCGGCUGGGAGCUGAUGGCCGUCAGUUUGGCCUUCUUCGCGCCCUCGCCCAAGUUCUGCUGCUAUCUGGAGGGCUACAUCCAGCGACACAUGGAGCCGGCCAAUGAUAAGAAACGUGAGUUUCUCAUUGAACAACAGGUCACCCAGUUCAUCCUUGACCAGCAGGACGUCAAAAAGAAGAACUCAAAGUCCAGGAAGAAGAGAAAGCAGAACACUGAGGACGAUGAGCAAGAGGGCCUUCCCAUCAGCACUUAUGCCAAGUACUGCUACCGCAAGCUGCAGAAGGUGGCCGUCACCGGGGGCAAGAAGGGCCUGCGGAAGCCGACCCUUGAGGAGGUGGACCACAGCCGGCGGGCCAUCAUCACGCCCUCACUGUUCGGCAGCUCACUGGAGGAGGUCAUGGAGCGGCAGAGCGAGCUCUUCCCUGACCGCAAACUGCCCUGGGUGCAAGUGCAGCUCUCCCAGUACGUGCUGGCCCUCGGAGGGGCUCAGACCGAGGGCAUCUUCAGGGUGCCUGGGGACAUUGAUGAGGUCAACGCACUCAAGCUGCAGGUGGACCAGUGGAGAAUUCCAGAGAACCUCUCGGAUCCCAAUGUCCCUGCCUCUCUGAUGAAGCUGUGGUAUCGUGAGCUGGAGGAGCCCCUCAUCCCCAUGGACUUCUAUAAGCAGUGUGUGAGUCACUGUGACGACCCCGUAGCAGCCAUUGGUGUGGUGCACUCGCUGCCUGACCUCAACAGGCUCGUGCUUUGCUACUUCAUCCACUUCCUGCAGGUGUUCGCGCAGCCUUCUAAUGUGUCUGUGACAAAGAUGGACGUGAAUAACCUGGCCAUGGUCAUGGCACCUAACUGCCUGCGUUGCCAGUCCGACGACCCCCGCAUCAUCUUCGAGAACACGCGCAAGGAGAUGUCUUUCCUUCGCAUGCUCAUUGUUCACCUGGACACCACCUUCAUUGAGGGCAUCGUGUGAACGAUGCACAUGCUCUCAAACUGAUACACACACAGACACACACACACACUGAAGUUGAUGGACCAGUGUACAGAGAGCUUUUGGACAAACAUGAGUACUUUGUUAGCUCAUGCUCUCGUCUCUGAAAUAUAGUGCCAAGUCCUCACUGCUUUACGGUCACCAGAUCCCCAUACCAAAGAGUGGGACUUACUCUGUAAAUAUAUACAUAUAGAUAUAUAUAUAUAUAUUUGUGCAUGAAGAACACAGCAUCAACUCUCUUCACUGUUGAUUUAAUAAGUGUGUUUGGACAUCAAAGAAGAAACAUCAGAAUUGUAAAGAAAGAACAGUGAUACAGAAUAAUUUAUUUCAAAGAAUACAAGAUCAUCUUGAAAGGCCUAAAAAAGUCUGUCAUAAGGUCUGUCUGUCUGAGUUUAGAUGUGAUUUCAGGAGGAGGAGGGGGGGAGAGGUUUUUUAAUGUGCACUAGCAAUAGGAUUGUUAGUGUUAUUGUCAGCAAUUGAACGCUGCGUUUUUCCUACCGUUCAUACAUUUGUUGGUUGUCAUGUACUUAUCUUUUAAUGGUUAUUGUGUUCUGUUGUAUAGAGCAGAUUUUAAUGUUAGCAGAGCAACAGCUGCUUUUAUGAUGAAACAGGCCCUGGGCCCUAAUGACCAAGUCAAAUACUGAAAGCAAUACGACUUUGUAAUAAACUACUGCUUGGGAAAUCUGUAAAGAAGAAACUUGUGAGAUAUUUUACAGUCCUUGGUGGUUCUACUUAUUCAUUAAUCAUUGGGGUUGGCAAUGGUAAUUGUUUUAGCAGUCCUCCACAGAUUUCAGUCAAAUUUUUGAACAAACCAAACUGUAAUAUUUGAUUGCAUUUUUUUGUGUGGAUAUGAGUGAAACUGCGUGCAUAAAUGUUCACAGUAUUUCUUUGUGUUAGUGUUUUUCACAACAGUUAAGCUCAUUGCAAACUGUUCUGUAUUUCUGAAAGGUUGACUGAGUGCAUUGCUUUAGGGGGAAAAUAAUGUAGAGUAGGCCUACUGGAGUUGCUAUAGUACCUUUUGUAAAAUAAAAACAAUCCCUUGUAAAUAGUACACACUUUUGUUUUUAAUAACCCCAACAGGUGACUAUUCUUGUCUUUUGUGAAAGAAAAAAAUGAAACAUGACCAGUCUUUCUUUUUGUGAUGUAAAUGUUUCUUGAGAUAUCUUAUGAGACUGCUUGUUUGAAACCACAACUGAUCCACCUUGCCAAUGUGUGUGUUUGCAUUAUUUGUUGGAAUGGUUGUUCGAAAAUAAUAAAAUAACACAAACCUUA
Molecule: messenger RNA, 5318 nt
Organism: Alosa alosa (allis shad)
Lineage: Eukaryota; Metazoa; Chordata; Actinopteri; Clupeiformes; Clupeidae
Gene: arhgap46a
Product: Rho GTPase activating protein 46a
Exons: 10
Coding region: 327-4028 (1233 amino acids)
Biological process (GO): signal transduction
Cellular component (GO): cytoskeleton; cytoplasm
Molecular function (GO): protein binding; GTPase activator activity
Source: RefSeq, a predicted model, not a curated record